Molecule: messenger RNA, 324 nt
Organism: Funneliformis geosporum
Lineage: Eukaryota; Fungi; Glomeromycota; Glomeromycetes; Glomerales; Glomeraceae
Source: the annotation of a GenBank genome assembly
AUGGUUGAGCAAUUAUUUGAUGCAGAAUUCUCAUAUACUAUUAAUCUCAUUUCAACAAUGCAUUAUUCUAGAGGACCUAAUAAAGGCAAAAUUUAUUCAUCAUAUUUACAAAAAAAAGCAAAUGAAUAUCUUGACCAAACUCUUUAUAAGCAUCAAAAUUAUCAAUCUUUGCAAGAUUCAAAUUCACAGUUGGAAAAAACAAAUAAAAAGUAUUAUCGAAAAAACCAGGUACUUAUUAGGCAAACUCAAUCUUUUGGAGCACAAACCCAACAUCUUCGAGAUCAGAAGUCAAAACAAAUAGCUGAAAUCCAUUCUUUAGUUUGA